Auanema sp. JU1783 is the source of this 1605-nucleotide messenger RNA. NCBI's taxonomy places the organism in Eukaryota, Metazoa, Nematoda, Chromadorea, Rhabditida, Rhabditidae. The record is from the annotation of a GenBank genome assembly.
AUGUUUUUUAAAAUAUUGUUUUGUUAUGUUUUGCUACUCUCUGCAUUCUUCACAAUAUCCGAAGUAGAAUGCAGCAAAGCGGAAGUAGAACUGUAUAAAUCUCUGUUGAGAAACUAUAGUUCUUUGGUGCGGCCAGUAAAAAAUCCCUCCAAGCCAUUGCCAGUGUUUAUUAAAGUUUUUCUUCAACAAAUUAUAAAUGUGGAUGAACAGAAUCAAGUUGUAGAAAUCAAUGCGUGGCUUAAAUAUACAUGGAACGAUUACCGCCUACGUUGGAGACCCCUAUCAUAUGAUAAUAUAACUUCAGUUAGGUUUCCAGGAGGAGAAAGUCCUAUUUGGCAGCCUGAUAUACUUCUCUACAAUAGCGCUGAUGAUCGUUUCGAUUCUUCAUUCAAAUCAAAUUUGGUAGUCUAUUCCAGUGGACUGGUUAAUUGGAUUCCUCCCGGAAUCUUCAAAAUUUCGUGUAAAAUGGAUAUUACCAUGUUUCCUUUCGAUGAACAGAUUUGUUUCAUGAAGUUUGGUUCUUGGACAUAUCAUGGUUUUUCAAUCGAUCUUCAAGUUGACACAGAAAAGGAAGAUACCCCAGCUGUUGAUUUAUCAACCUAUAUCAGUAACGGAGAAUGGCGUCUAAUCAACGCACCAGCACAUAGAGAAGUCAAGUUUUACAAAUGCUGUUUGGAGCCUUAUCCUACAAUCAAGUUUUAUAUGUAUAUCAGAAGAAGAGCACUCUAUUACGCGUUCAAUGUAGUUAUACCGUCAUUACUAAUCUCUUUGAUGACUCUAUUGGCAUUCUGUCUACCAGCAGAUGAUAUGAGUGAAAAGAUCGGUUUUCAGACAACCAUACUGUUAUCUGUAUGCUUCUUCCUAACAAUCCUGUCGGAAAUGGUCCCGACUACGUCAGAGUCUAUCCCAUUAUUAGGAAUGUUUUUUUCUGCUCUCACUCUUAUCGUUUCGAUCACAACUAUCUUUACAAUAGCAGUUUUGAAUAUAAGAUAUCGCCAGUAUGCCAAUCACACAAUGUCACCCCUGUUCAGACAAGUGUUUCUGGAGUGGAUACCUUGGUUGGUCCUACUAAAACGACCAAAACAUAAGUAUAUAAAAGGAAGAUGUGUUAAUGUUUCAUCCUCAGAGUUCCAUGAUUGUGUUCAAUGCGCAUAUAAAACGGGCGACGCUGUUUCCAAAUGUUUGGAAGAGCAAGGUCUGGAAGAUCCAAUUUUAUCAACUCUUGCCUCCGAAAAAUUAGGAUUAGAACGAAAAGUGGGGGAGGGGAUAUUCAUGCCGAAAAGGUUCUCAAACGGUAAACGGUUCCGAUGGACUCAAUAUGAACGGUGUUUGAAAAAAUGUAUCCAACUUGUCAAAGAGGAAAAGAGCGAUGAUGAGUCGACGGAGAUGUCAUUGUAUAUUUUGAACAUUUACUCCAGUAUUGUAUCGAAGAUACGUCGUGUGAGGGAGUAUGUUGAUAGAAAAUCAUUGAAGAAAAUGAACAAAGAAGAAUGGAUGAUGGCAGCUAUGGCUUUAGAUCGUUUUUGCUUGAUUCUUUUUGCAAUUUUUAUGACAGUUGUCAUAGGAACUGUGUUCUUUGCAUCUCCAAAGAUUGAUAUGAUAUGA